Homalodisca vitripennis (glassy-winged sharpshooter) is the source of this 1944-nucleotide messenger RNA. Its product is annotated as putative leucine-rich repeat-containing protein DDB_G0290503. The record is from RefSeq and is a predicted model, not a curated record. NCBI's taxonomy places the organism in Eukaryota, Metazoa, Arthropoda, Insecta, Hemiptera, Cicadellidae. The transcript has 2 exons. Bases 1 to 1944 code for a protein of 647 amino acids.
AUGGAAAAUAACCAAGUGCUAAACGUAAACAAAGACGCCAUUAAUCCCGGUAUCGAAGACAAAAGCGGACAGAGAGAAGAAGCAGAACAAACUCCCACAAUUCCUCGCGCUAACCAAGUCAACAAUCUCACAGCGGUCGACAACCAAUCACGGAUGAAUGAAAACAGUGCUACCAACACCUACGCGGCAAAUUUCCCUGAUUCCCUGCAGAGACGUGAAGAUGGAGCUACUGCGCCUCCCACACUAAACGUAGUUGAACAUUCUCAUUAUACUCAAUCAGUUGAUGCCAUUGGCAGUGACAGGUCAAAUAAACAAACCGCUGACGAAUCCCAAUCGACAGCUCUUCAUGCUAUCAUGAACGGUUUAAAACAACUUAAUGAAAAUUUGAUUAACACUAAAUCUGAGUUAAACGAAAACCUAAACGCAAAAAUAAACGAAAUAAGUGAUUGUAUUUCUAAAACUAAAAUCGAACUUAGCUAUGAAAUCAAAUCUUGUAGGGAGACACUCGAGACACAAAUUAAUGAACUGCGGGAUAAUCAAACUGAAUUCCGAAAUGAAUUGAACGCUAUAAGGGACAAUCAAGAUCAAUUCCGUGAAAAAAUAGACCUGAAAAUUAAAGAAUCCACUGACAGCAUUAGAGGAGAAUUAAAUCAUAGUUUUGAAGAACAUAAGGCAUUUGUAAACCAACAGAUGAAUAACCAACAGUUCAAGAUAUUAGAAUCGGUACAAAACAAAAAUCAAACUCUAGAAAAUAAAAUUGCUUUUGAAAUAAAAAAUGCUAUAGACCAAGUACGACAUGAAAACGCGGAAACAAAUAAAAUACAAAUCAAAACCAUUAUAAAUGAAAUUCAACCACAAAUCCAAAACAAUCAUGAUAGAAUAAACAAUCUAGCCGAGUGUAUUAAUAAAUAUGAAUGUGAAUUAGAAAAUAUAAAAUCUAAAUCUCAAAUUGAGACGAAACCAUGUGAACCAUUGCAAGUCAUUUGUACCGGAGGAGAUUCUGUAGACAGACAAGUGCCAAAAUUCAACGGACGUUCUACCAGUCCAAUGGAAUUUUUACAAAAAAUUAGAAGGUAUUACGAAAAAAAUAUAGGUCGUGUGCAACUCACACACACAUCUAACACUGAACAUCUCAUUGACAUAUUAGAAAGUAGUCUCGAAGGUCACGCGUCACGAUGGUUCCAAUUAAUAAAACACGAUAUUAAAAACUGGGAGGAUUUUUCACACGAAUUAACUACGAAAUAUUGGAGUCGUGAUGUGCAACGCGGCAUACGUGCAAAAAUAGAAUCAGAACAUUACAAGAGUAAUGGAACAUUGACUUGUGCUGAAUACUUCACCGAGCGUGUUAUCACACUACAAUCGAUUACCCCACCAAUAACCGAAGAAGAAAUCGUCACCAUUUUAUCGGAACGGUUUGAACAAAUUAUUCAGGACAGCCGGAGCGUUCAAAACAUUAACACCAUUAAAGAGUUUGAACGAUUACUACAACGAGAAGACAUCCGAGACGGCCCAAAACGGAACAAAAUAAUUUCAUCCCAAAAUCACAAUUCAUCUGGUUAUAAGCCAAUACACCAGAAACCUCACCAAUCCCCAGUCACACCACAUAAUAACAUUGAACAAAGAGCAUAUCAGCCAAGGAAUCAAUAUCACGGACAAAAUCAACAUUAUAAUGAUCGAAACCAACAUAACAAGAACUAUUACCACUCAUACAACAGUCGUAAUGAUAAUGAAUUCAAGAGUAAGACACAACCAUACAAAGACCACUACCAAAAUCGACAGAAUACUCACUACUACCCAGGAAACGAUAGACAUUACCCCACCACAGAACAGGCACAAGUAUGCACUAUCGUGCGGCAGGGAGAAAAUGCUCGAAAUCUACCUUCUGGUACCGGCAACGACCGCAGCGAAGACGUUCCAGCGGCGGGAAACGGCUGCGCGCUGUAG